Molecule: messenger RNA, 444 nt
Organism: Recurvomyces mirabilis
Lineage: Eukaryota; Fungi; Ascomycota; Dothideomycetes; Mycosphaerellales; Teratosphaeriaceae
Exons: 2
Coding region: 1-444 (147 amino acids)
Biological process (GO): mitochondrial translation
Molecular function (GO): structural constituent of ribosome
Source: RefSeq, a predicted model, not a curated record
AUGAAGGCCCCAUCUACAGCACUACUGCGCGCAUUCUCCCCGCUAUCGACAUCAGAAGCUGUGCCUUGGAUGGCGAGAGGCUGUCUAGCGCAACAGCAGCCGCAGCAGGCCCAAUUCUCCACCACCGACCAAAGAAUGGCUAGGAAGAAGGGUGGUGGACCGAAGACGGAUAUGAGGAUCAAACUCGAACGCCAAUACAACAGCAUGGCCUCUGCCUGCGAAGCGCUGCGUCUCCUGGACUCCCACGGCUUGACGGCAGGCGAACGCGAGAAGCUAGGAGGAGGUAUGGAGGCGGAAGGGGGAGGGGAAGGGAGGGAUGUGGGGAGGUUGUAUCGCAUUGCGAUGAAGAAGGAUGAGGUGUGGAAGGGGGCGCCGAUAGAGUAUGCGCGGAUUCAGACGGAGACGCCGGGACGGGAGGGGUGGAAUAGUGGUUGGACGCGGUAG